AACAACAACAAAAAACAACAACAACAACAACAACAACAACAACAACUACAACAACAACAACAACAACGACAACAACUACGACAACAACAACAACAGCAACAUGGCAUAUCACAAGAUGUUCACCAAAAUGGCCCAUUACAACAUCAGGAACACGAUAUUCAUCAAUGUAUACGACAAAAUUCCCUCCUACAUCAGCUACAACACAAUAUUCAACUACAGCCAUAUCAAAAACGUCAACAUUUCCACGUAAAACAUGAGGGGACAUCAAACGGUUACCGUGAAAGUAAAAGAUACAUAAAUCAUGUGGAUGAAGGAAAUGAUGAGGAUGGUGAAAAUGAAGUGAUGAUCAAAGAUUCUUUUCAAGAGAUGAUGAAAAAUUGGGAAGAAACAAAAGUGGUUGAAAAACAAGAACUGAACGAGUUUGAACUUUUGGAAGAAGCUGCGGCUGCUAAUUGUUCACUUUCGUCCAACUCAUCCACGGUGCUCCGAUUUUUGGGUAAAAAAGUCAUUAAACAAGGAAAUCCUGAUGUAAACAAUAACGACGACUUCACAAAGUCAACAAAAAUACAAACACAAUCUAUAAAAGAAAAUGAUGGAAACCAUACAUUGACUGAAGAAGAUCAGUUUGAUAAAGACGAAACGUUAAAACAACUAGAAGUUGUUAGCCUUCGUUCAUCGCUUGCUCUUUCUGACGAUUUUGACGACACAAAGACCUGGGACGAGAACGAUGUUUUGAACGUGAGUGACGUUGCUGAUAAUGUUUUGCAUUCAUUGAACACGUCAACGCCUGACGAUAAGAAACAUCAUGUGAAUGCGCUUUCUCAGACUGUGGAAGAGAGAUUAGUGACCAGGUCUACAACACCACCAACCUCAUCGCUUGUAACAAAAUUUUUUCCUUCAGUGAAGUCUGGAAAACAACAUGUUUCACAAAAGCUGCAGGACACAUGUCUGCAAUCAAAGACCAUGGUACGAACAGUUGAGCCAGUUACGAGGGAGAACAGCAUCCCAAAUGUAGAAGAAAAUACCGACCCGCAAUCAGGAAUGAGCUAUGCCGUUCGUAAAAAACUUCAGGAACUGGAAAAAGAGAUUGAAAAAUUUCGCGAGGAAAACAUCGCACUUCAUAAAUUGCGAGAAGAAAGAGAGAAAGAUUUUCAAAACUUACAAAAAGAACGCUCAUCUUUUGAGAAAUACAAAACACAGGAACUUGAAAGACUGGAAAAGUUUAAAACAGAGGAAGAGAAACGAUUGAGGAGAGACAAACGAAUUUUUGAACAAUACCAAAAGGCCUCGCGAGCUCUACCUGAUAAAAAAGAACGCGAGGAGAUCACAGUGUUGAAGUCAAAGAUUACUGAAUUACAGGAAGAGCUGAAACUUCGGGAAACACGUUGGUCAGCGGCCAUUACCCGAUACAAGGAUCGAAUCAGCGCACUCGAAAACGAAGUUCGUGAAAUACGAAACGAAGCAAAAUUAUUAGAGAAACAAAACUUUGACCUGCAGAAAAAGGAACAACAGAAAAGUCGUGAGAGACAAGAGUUUAAGGGCUUUGAAAAACAGAAGAGUGAAAUACCAUCAAGCUUUAAGGUUCAUUCUCCCGAGGAAAUUCAAUCAAAGAAAACCCUAGCUGUCAUUUCUGACGAUGAACCCGUUUGUGCUGUCCGUAAUAAAAGCUUCAACACCCAUGAAACUGAAAACUAUUCGCUUGUUGAGUCGAAAAGUACUAGUGAUUAUAACAAUAAAAUACAAUUUGAAGAAAAUAUUGAUUCAAUACUGAAGCAAAACAAUGCAACACAGUCACCACUGACAAUGAAAAACGCUCAGAAACACACGUCACCGUCGACAGAAAACGCUCAGAAACACACGUCACCGUCGACAGAAAACGCUCGAAAACACUCGUCACCGUCGACAGAAAACGCUCGAAAACACUCGUCACCUACAAAGCAAAGUAGUUCCCAAGCAAAGAGUGUUAGAUUUAAAGAGGACACAAGAAGUCAUCAUAAAAUUACACCACAUAAACAAUUUUCUAGUGAUGGAAAGCGCGAGACCAUUAACCCAGACGGGUCACGUGUUGUGACGUUUGCGAAUGGAACACGAAAGGAGAUCAGUGAUGAUGGUCUUUCGGUUGUAGUGACGUUUUUCAAUGGAGAUAUCAAACAGAUUUUUCCUGAUAAGAGAGUAGAAUAUUUCUACGCUGAAGUUAAAACAACUCACACGACAUAUCCUGAUGGACUAGAAGUAUUACAUUUUCCAAGUGGCCAGAUAGAAAAGCAUUACCCAGAUGGUACAAAGGAAAUUAUCUUUCCUGAUGCAACUGUAAAGUAUUUUUAUACAUCUGGUGAUGAAGAAUGCGUCUUUACAGACGGUACAGUAGAAAGGAUAAAUAGAAAUGGAGAGAGACUUGUCGAAUUUCCAAAUGGACAACGUGAGAUUUAUACUGAACUAUUUAAGAAACGGGAAUUUCCAGAUGGAACCGUGAAAACCGUGUACUUUGAUGGACGUCAGGAAACGCGCUAUGCCUCUGGCAGGCUGAGAGUAAAAGAUAGUGAAGGUAGAAUUUUGGUAGAUACUGCUGAGAAAAAUUCACCUUUCAAUUCUCAAAUUGUGUCAACAUAGUUUGAGUUGUGUCGCAUUGGGUAAGUCAAAAAUUGAAAGAAAGCAAAGAAAUUUCAAACUUGCAUUUGUAGUAAAUGAAUUUCCCAUAGUCUCCUUGCAGUAUUGAUAAAACCUGUUGAUUUCAACAAACAUGUUUCACAAGAUGCCACAUUGAAGAUAAAAAUGUUUGCUACAGCUUCUGGUGACAAAUUAUUGUUGUACAUACAAAGAUAAAAAUUCCAGAGAAAUUCGAGAUAUUUAUUACUGAAUUAACUCCUCAAAAACUGAACAAAUACAACACUUGAUCAUUAUUACAUGAAUAGCAUACCAUGGUUCUCAAA
Messenger RNA from Xenia sp. Carnegie-2017, 2930 nucleotides. Its product is annotated as centromere protein J-like. The record is from RefSeq and is a predicted model, not a curated record. NCBI's taxonomy places the organism in Eukaryota, Metazoa, Cnidaria, Anthozoa, Malacalcyonacea, Xeniidae. The coding region runs from base 343 to 2610 and encodes 755 amino acids. Gene Ontology annotation, molecular function: tubulin binding. Gene Ontology annotation, cellular component: centriole; nucleus; centrosome. Gene Ontology annotation, biological process: centriole elongation; cilium assembly. The transcript is spliced from 14 exons.